This is a messenger RNA of Pelmatolapia mariae (spotted tilapia), 8216 nucleotides long. It is a transcript of the gene sbf1, whose product is annotated as SET binding factor 1. The transcript is spliced from 42 exons. Bases 160 to 5919 code for a protein of 1919 amino acids. Gene Ontology annotation, molecular function: guanyl-nucleotide exchange factor activity. Lineage: Eukaryota; Metazoa; Chordata; Actinopteri; Cichliformes; Cichlidae. The record is from RefSeq and is a predicted model, not a curated record. Gene Ontology annotation, cellular component: membrane; cytoplasm.
UCAGGGCAAGGCAGACUGACAGUAUGGCGGCGGGGUGCAGCUGGAAGGAUGCUACUGUCGCCCGUGAUGUGUCUGUCGCCGGCAGGAUGUGAAUGGACUAUUGACGGCACAAAGAGCAGAGGAUUUAGCGCGAAAGGCCUGUCGCCGUGAGCCUCCAAGAUGGCCAGGCUCGCCGACUACUUUGUUGUGGUCGGUUACGACCUCGAGAAGCGAGUGGAAGGUGAAGGUCAAGGUCGCAUUCUCCAGCGGUUUCCUGAGAAAGACUGGGAGGACAGCCCAUUCCCACAAGGCGUAGAGCUGUUCUGCCAACCCAGCGGUUGGCAGCUGGUUCCCGAUCAGCUGCCUCCCUCCUUCUUCGUAGCGGUUUUGACUGACAUCAACUCGGACCGUCACUAUUGUGCCUGCUUCACCUUCUGGGAGGGCCUGGACAACCCCCAGCUGCAGAAGGCUGAGGCCAGCGAGGCGGACGAAGCAGAUGAGGUGCUCUCCGUCGUCCAACCAGCUAAGAUCUUUGCCCCCAAGAGCUUGGUGCUGGUGUCCCAGUUGGAUUACACCGAGGUGUUCAGGAACUGCCUGGGGCUGAUCUACACCGUCCACGUAGAUGGUCUGUCUGCGCCCUUGGAAACAGUUGUCGGGAAUCUCCUCACUUGUGUCAUCCCCAUCGCUGGAGGCUCCCAGCCGGGCCAGGAGCAGAGAGAGGAGAGUUUGCGGACUAUAACAUUAGGUGCUGGCGACCGGCAAGUCAUCCAGACUCCGAUCAACGAGUCUCUUCCUGUCAGUGGCAGCAGUGUGGCCCAGCUCUUCAGACAGCUCGGUAUAGCCAAUGUUCUCUGUCUGUUCUGCGCCGCCCUGACGGAGCAUAAAAUCCUGUUCCUGUCCAGCAGCUACCAGAGACUCACGGACGCCUGCCGGGCGUUGCUGGCCAUCAUGUUUCCUCUCAAAUACAGCUUCACUUACAUUCCCAUCCUACCUGGAAAACUCCUCGAGGUCCUGAGCACCCCCACGCCCUUCAUCAUUGGUGUCAAUUCUUUCUUCCGCUCUGAGACUCAAGAGCUGCUGGACGUGAUCAUUGCCGACCUGGAUGGAGGCACAGUUACCAUCCCCGAGUGCGUCCACAUCUCCCUGCUGCCUGAACCUCUGCUGCAGCAGACCCAGACUGCACUCUCCAUGGUUUUGGAUCCGGAGCUGGAAGUUGCCGAUCAUGCAUUCCCCCCACAGUCCACGCAACCCUCUGCUCUCAAAAUCCAGGACAAGGAGAUCCGAGCGGUCUUUCUGUGGCUGUUCGCUCGGCUCUUCCAGGGCUAUCGCUGGUGUUUACAUAUCAUCCGCAUUCACCCAGAGCCUGUGAUUCGCUUCCAUAAGGCUGCCUUCCUGGGCCAGAGGGCGUUGUCAGAGGACGACUUCCUCACCAAGGUGUUAGACGGCAUGGCGUUCGCCGGCUUUGUGUCGGAGAGAGGUCCCCCCUACAGAGCCACCGACCUGUUUGAUGACCUGGUAGCAAACCAGGUGGAGCGGAUACGACAAGAGGAGGCCUGUCCGCACAAAGUCAUGAACCAUGCCAAGGAGGUUGCAGAGCAGCUCUUCAAAAAUGAGAAUCCCUACCCUGCUGUGGCCAUGCACAAAAUCCAGCGACCAUCAGAAAGCAGUCAGAACAACGCACAGAAUCAGGCGCCUUUCCCCUUGCUGGACGACGUAGCGGUGCAGCUGUUCAUCGAUCACGCUGCUGCCAAGCUCAAGACCGCACCUCCCGCCGUCAAGCCGGAGCUCAAGAGCAUGGUGCCAUCUGGGCCGCCGCUGGGAGAUAUCGUGGACAGGAACGGCAACGUGAUGGCUAACAGCGCUCGCAGGCUGGAGGUGGUCAGGAACUGCAUCACGUACAUUUUUGAGAACAAAAUGCUGGAGGCCAAGAAGCUGAUGCCAGCGGUGCUGCGGGCGUUGAAGGGUCGGGCAGCUCGCGUGUGUUUGACUCAGGAGCUCAAUCAACAUGUCCUGCAGAACCGAGCUGUACUGGAUGACCAGCAGUUUGACUACAUUGUGCGCAUGAUGAACUGCACCUUACAGGACUGUUCACACAUGGAUGAACACGGGAUCGCGGCGGCGCUUCUUCCCCUGGUCACAGCCUUCUGCAGAAAACUGGGAGCAGGCGUCACCCAGUUUGCCUACAGCUGUGUGCAGGAGCACAUGGUGUGGACCAACAUGCAGUUCUGGGAGGCCAUGUUCUACAGCGACGUCCAGAACCACAUCCGACACCUGUACCUGGAGACGGAGGACGGAGGGCAGCACAACAACUUGGAACAGCACGUCGCCUCGAGCAACAGAAGGGAAAUCGGCGCCCUGGAGCUGGCGUCAGAGCAGAGCCGGCUGUGGCCGACGCUCAGCAAAGAAAUGCAGAUGGAGCGCGUGCAGAAGGAGGAGAGCACAGUAUUCAGCCAGGCCAUCCACUACGCCAACAGGAUGAGCUACCUGCUGCUCCCGCUGGACACCAGCAAGAACCGGCUGCUGCGGAGCUCCGGCCUCGGAGACGUGGAGAGCGUCAGCAACAGCUACGUCACAAACAGUAUUGCAGGCAGCAUGGCGGAAAGCUACGACACGGAGAGCGGCUUUGAAGACGCCGAGAGCUCAGACGUGGCCAACUCUGUGGUGCGCUUCAUUAACCGCUUUGUCGAUAAAGUGUGCAAUGAGAGCGGCGUGACCAACGAGCACCUUAAAGCUCUCCACGCCAUGAUACCAGAUAUCGUUCAAAUGCACAUCGAGACGUUAGAAGCAGUCCACAGGGAGAGUAAGAGACUGCCUCCCAUCCAAAAGCCCAAGCUGCUGAGGCCGACUCUGUUGCCUGGCGAGGAGCUGGUGAUGGAAGGCAUGCGUGUUCACCUAAUCCCCGAUGGGCGCGAGGAGGCCACGGGGCUAAUGGGAGGUCCACCGCUACUGCCAGCGGAGGGCGCCAUCUUCCUUACCACGUACCGGCUCAUCUUCAAGGGCACGCCCACCGAUCCACUGGUUGGAGAGCAGACAGUCACUCGCUCCUUCCCCGUCGCCUCCCUGACAAAGGAGAAGAGGAUAUCGGUCUCGUUAACAAUGGACCAGUUUGUCCAGGAGGGGCUCCAGCUGCGGUCCUGCACCUUCCAGCUUAUGAAGAUUGCAUUUGAUGAGGAGGUGGCGUCUGAUCUGGCGGAAGUUUUCAGAAAGCAUUUGCACAAACUGCGUUACCCUCAGCAUGUGCAGGGCACCUUCGCCUUCACUGUGGGUCAGAGUGGCAAAAUGGUGGUGGAGCACAAGACGAAGGACAAGAACCAGUCGCUCAAGACUCUUUCCAAAAACCUGGUGAAGAGUGCCAAGAGAACCAUUGGCCGCCAAUAUGUGACCAAGAAGAAGUACUCUCCUCCCACCUGGGAGAACAGGAGCAGCUUCCAGUCAGAGCUGGAUGAAGAUGAAAUCUCAGUCUCAGAGGAAGUGGACCAGAGCUCCCUGACCCUGUCCUCCACCAUCCGCUCAUCAGACAGACAGACCAUGAGCAACGUUGUAGAGCGAGCCUGUUGUCGUGACUACCAGCGUCUGGGUCUGGGGACGCUUAGUAACAGCCUGACGCGGUCUAAGAACGAGCCCUUCAGGAUUUCCACCGCUAACCGCAUGUACACUGUGUGCAGGAGCUACCCCGGCCUGCUGAUCGUCCCUCAGAGCAUCCCAGACUCAACUAUCAACAGAAUCUGUCGCUGCUACCGACAGAACCGCUUCCCUGUGGUGUGCUGGAGGAAUUCACGGACCAAGGCCGUCCUGCUGCGCUCAGCGGGGCUUCACGCCAAGGGGGUGGUGGGCUUCUUCAAGUCUCCCAAUGCUCCCACUGCAGUGCCCUCUCAGGCCGACUCCACCAGUCUGGAGCAGGAGAAGUACCUCCAUGCCAUCAUCAUCUCCAUGCCUUCUUACAGUGAGAAUAGUGGCAGAAACACGCUGAGUGGCUUCACAUCCACACACAUGAACACCUCUGACUCAUCAGAUAAGCUGAGGCAGCCCAAGAUCGGAGCGCUGAUGAAGCAGGUGAUGGGCGCCAAGGAGGACGCUCCUGGAACCUUCAGCAGAGGAGCUCUGGGUCAAAGGGCCAAAGUCAUCUCCCUCUCUCAGCCCAAAGUGUCUGGCAAGGCCAGGAACCCUCCUAGAGGUAAAUGGGGCAGUAUCCGAGGCAGCGGACGUCUAAGUGCCUACAACCCAGAUGUGGGGACACGUCUGGCUGGGAAGGAGUCUCCACAGCCCAACGGGGGGCCGAGCGAGGCUAUGUUCCUCCGCCAGCAGAAGGCGUAUCUCUACAUCAUCGGGGACAAAGCUCAGCUCAAGGGAGGGAAGCAGGACUCGUUCCAGCAGUGGGAGGUGGUCCCCAUUGAGGUGUGCGACGUGCGGCAGGUGAAGAACAGCUUCAAGAAGCUGAUGAAAGCCUGCGUGCCGAGCUCCUCGACCUCCGACCCCAACAUGAGCUUCCUGCGCUGCCUGGAGGAGUCCGAGUGGAUGGCGCUGCUCCAUAGGGUGCUGCAGGUGUCUGUCCUGGUGGUGGAGCUCCUGGACACGGGCUCGUCAGUCAUGGUCAGCCUGGAGGACGGCUGGGAUGUCACCACGCAGGUGGUGUCCCUGGUGCAGCUGCUCUCUGAUCCCUACUACAGGACAUUCGAUGGUUUCCGGCUCCUGGUGGAGAAGGAGUGGCUGUCGUUUGGCCACCGCUUCAGCCACAGAGGAGCUCAGACACUGGGCAGCCAGAGCAGCGGCUUCACCCCCAUCUUCCUGCAGUUCCUCGACUGUGUGCACCAGAUCCACCUCCAGUUCCCCAUGGAGUUUGAGUUCAGUCAGUACUACCUGAAGUUCCUGGCCUACCACUACGUCUCCAACCGCUUCCGCACCUUCCUGCUCGACUCGGACUACGAGCGCAUCGAGCUGGGAGUGCUGUACGAGGAGAAAGGCGAGAGGAAAAACCCUCAGGUGUGCAAGUCUGUGUGGGACUACAUCGACAGACUGAACAAGAAAACGCCCGUCUUCUACAACUACAUGUUCUCUCCUGAAGACGACGAGGUGCUGAGGCCGUACACCUUCAUCUCCAACCUGAAGGUGUGGGACUUCUACACGGAGGAGACUCUGUCCGAGGGGCCGUCGUACGACUGGGAGCUGAGGGGCAGGCAGGAGCGCGCGGCCGAAGAGACGGCGGAGAAACCCGACACCAGCGGGCCUAAAUCUCAACGGCACAUUGUAUGGCCGUGUUACGACAACCUGACCAAGGUGGUGCCCGACGCCAUCACCAAGCUGCUGCAGGACCUGCAGAGUCUGGAGGCCGAGCUGGGCCAGGCGACAGAUAAGUGGAAGGACACGUGGGAUAAAAUCAAGACCACGCAGAGGACAGAGACCAAGCUGGAGAGCAAGCCUUCCUUCUCCAGCUCCCUGCUGAUGUCAUCCAACCUGAGCCAUCAGCGGCGUUCUCAGGGCGUUUACCUGCAGGAGAGCGGUGUAGGAUCCUCCAUCAACCUGGCUCUGGACUGCGAAGCCAGCGCCACUUCUACGCCCGUCCCCGGUCGGCCGAGCACCAGCACCCUCUACAGCCAGUUCCAGAGCAGCGAGAGCGAGAACAGGAGUUUUGAAGGCAUUCUCUUCAAGAGAGGGGCGUUGUUGAAACCAUGGAAACCGCGGUGGUUUGUGCUAGAUAAGACCAAACACCAGCUCAGAUACUACGAGAGCAGGCAGGACAAGGAGUGCAAAGGAGUGAUCGAUCUGGCUGAGGUGGAGUCUGUCACCGCGGGAACGCCUGCCAUGGGAGCGCCAAAAAACAUUGACGAGAAAGCCUUCUUUGAUCUCAAGACGACCAAACGAGUGUACAACUUCUGUGCCCAGGACAGCCUGAAUGCACAGCUGUGGAUGGACAGUGUUCAGAGCUGCCUGUCAGACGCAUAGAGGCGAGGGGAGGAGCCUGUGACCACCGUGCUCUGUUCUGUGUUGAACUAAUGACGUUGCGUCACAAUGUUUCAGUGUUUUUGUUAUAAAAAGAAAAAAAAACACAAAGAACCACUCGCUGUCGUAGCUGCAGCAUGAACAUCCUUCCAGACCUGUAAGCCGCCACCACCCUCCUCCCCUCCUACUAACCUCACUGCCCUGCCGCACACUUUGGGGAGGAAUGACGGAGGAGCUGCAGUCGGCCCGGCCUCGUACAGACUUCGAGGGUCCGACGGCUCGUCGGUCAGCAGACGUUCUUCCUCUUUGGCUUCCGCUGCCUGAUGCAGCGCUCUCACGGCGCGUUCAAAGGAAGUUCAAGAGGAAGCGGCUGCAACGAGGGGGCUUGUCAACGGUUCAUGAAGGAUUUCCUUUCAGUUUUUUUUUUUGCUUUUUAAAAAAAUCUCAAAUUUGUACCAGGAGGAGGUCAACGCUCACCGGCUGUCCUCCACGUGUGGCAACGACACACUGUGAACGCUAUGAACCGCUCGCAGAGAUCAAACCCGGAGAGCCCAGCAGGUGUUGAGUGUCGGUGGACUCCUCGCCGACAGUGUUUACAGAGGUCCCCUCACUACGCUGCGCGCUAUUAACAUUCACACUCUGAAGGGAUGCUGAAGGAGACAAGGAGGGACUGCUUUAUGAAACAGGUAGAAGGAGACCCAGAAGGUGAGACGUUUAGAGGAGGGAUACCGAUGAACGGUGAUAUUAUGGGAUGGUCUAGAGAGACACACCGAGUGUGGGAGAGGAAACUCCCGUAUUUCUUUAACCGCUCAAAUUGUCUCGUGUCUGUUUGGACUCUGAGCUCUGCCAUGAAUCGCUUUGUUCACUCUGAUUCCCAUCGUAGUUUACGUAACGAGCGUCCUCCUCUACGACUGAGCGAAGCAGGUAAAUGCAGACGUGGUGACAUCGCUGCCUGCAGGUGCAGCCUUUAAAAUGACUCGUGUGACGUACGUGAGGACCGAUUCAACUGAACAUUUUGAAUAUUUUUAAAAGACCAGAACUUUGUCUCGAUGUUGUUGUUGGCAGAAGUUCCAAAUUUAAAAUGCGCCUCAGUCAGCACAGACACGAGACCGUAAGAGCUGUAAGUGAAAUACUGUCGUUUCCUGUGAUGAUGGCGGGGUGGUGAAGGUCACGCAGGUGUGUGUGUGAGAGCGCUGCUCACGAGUUUCCACGCUGUUGUGUUUACACGUGAACGUUCAGGCUUCAGCGAUGCAGCACGAGCGCCGUGGCCCUGGGAGCGCACGGUCGCUGUAGAGGUUUCAAACAUGGUUUAAUGUCAGCGGCUGUCUGUCCCUCCACGAGCAUCCAGCACUCUGACCCCCCGCUCUGUAAAAUAUGUCCUACUGCUGUCUUUGAACAGGUUUUUGUGCUAAUAACUCUUUUGUAUAUACUACUCCAGAUUUGUAUGUAAUGUUUAUGCUAGUAAUUUAUUUAACUUGUCUCCUCAGUAAAGUUCCUCAAGCACCACUUUAUUUUGAAAUUAGGAAUUCAAUGUGCCAUUUGUUUAUCUCUGUAUUAAUGUGACUAAUGCUUUCUGGAAAUGUAAACCCUUAGUGUCUUUUUUUUCUUUGUGUAAACACAGUUGUCCUUAAACAUGAACCAUUAACAUUAGAGUGGAAGGGGCGUGUUAGCGGCAGAGGAAGCCUCUUUACGCGCUGCUCGCCCACAGCGAUGGGACGAUGUGGACUAACAAAGGUCAGAGGUCAGGUGUUCCUGGUGCCGGGGUCAGCAGACUGGCUUGGUGCAUCGUUGUGAGAUUGAAGAUAACAAACACAUAGAAAUAUUCAUACUGAUUGACGCUGAUCCUGUGAAUAAAUUAUUCUAAUAAAAUCUUUUUUUUUUUAGUAUCUCCAGUCUGUUUGGUUGCCGUCUUCUUGGUUAAUAUUCUGAUGCUCCUCAGUUUAUUUCAGUAGGAUUUGCUGGUAUUAGCGGUGCGAGCAUGAUGAAAUGUUAUCAACUACCUAUAAAAGUCUGCAGGUUCCUGCGUCUCACAGACAGUGAAAGGUCAAACAGUCACUGCGAUGGUUUGGGUGAGGAACAGAUACCCGUAGGACGCUCGCUGCGUCCUGGUGUCGGCCCCAGCUCACCUUUUUCACUCUCGUUUACUCAUCUCUCAAAACAAACGGCUACAUCGCCCCAAGAAUAUGACAUAAUCAGUUUUAUUUAUUUGUUGUUUUUUUUUUAAUUAGAAAUGACCUUCUGAGCCGGGUUAUGUUGUCAAUCAUGUCGAUAUCGAGUUUUUAGAAUCCAAAUAAAAAACU